CACACAACACAAAACACAAACACAUGUUGAGGGAAGGUAGCACAAACAUUGUCAAUGGAAACUGGUCACGUGUCUGUGACACGUGCCGGUCCGCAGCAUGCACCGUGUACUGCCAUGAUGACUCGGCGUACCUAUGUUCACGUUGUGAUGCUCAAAUCCAUGAAGCUAACUUCAUGGCUUCAAGACACAAACGUGUGUUUGUGUGUGAAGCUUGUGAACGUGCCCCUGCAUCGUUUCUAUGCAAAGCUGAUGCUGCUUCUCUUUGUUCUUCUUGUGAUGCUGAAAUACACUCAGCAAAUCCACUAGCUAGUCGCCACCACCGUGUGCCUGUUCUUCCUUUCUCUAAUAAAGAAGAACAAGAUCAUGGUUGUUUUGUAGGUAAUGGAAGUGAGGAAGAGGAAGAGGAAGAGGUUUUUGAUGAAGAAGAUGAUGAGGCAGAAGCUGCAUCAUGGUUGUUGUUAAAUCCUUCAAAGAAUGAUAACAAUGAGAGUAAAAGUGAUAAUAAUAAUAAUGGGUUCUUGUUUGGUGAGUAUUUGGACCUUGUGGAUUGUAACUCAUGUGGUGGUGAUGAUGACAAUCAGAAACAGUUCAGUACUGUUCAUUAUAAUGAUUGCAGUGUCCCUCACAAGAGUUAUGUAGUGAAUGGUGUUGUUCCAGUUCAGAAUCAGAUGGAACUUCAAACUGGUCUGGUGUUUGAAUCAUCAAAAGCUGCCUUCAGUUACAAUGGUUCUGCAAGCCAAAGUGUCUCAAUUUCAUCAACGGAUGUCGGCAUUGUACCAGAAUCAACAAUCAGCGAUCUCUCAAUUUCCCAUUCAAAAUCCUCAAUAGGCACAGUGGACCUAUUUUCAGGACCUCCCAUUUUGAUGCCUUCCUAUCUUACUUACAGGGAGGCAAGAGUUUUAAGAUAUAAAGAGAAAAAGAAGACAAGAAAAUUUGAAAAGAAAAUCAGAUAUGCCUCAAGGAAGGCCUAUGCAGAGACUAGACCCCGAAUUAAAGGUCGAUUUGCAAAGAGAACUGAUGUAGAAGCUGAAGUGGAUCAAAUGUUCUCCACAACUCUAAUUACAGAAGCUGGAUAUAGUGUUGUUCCCUCUUUCUGAAUAUCCAGUUAUUGAAAUGGCCUGAAAACUGUAACAAGGGUUCAGAAUAAUAUCAAUAGAAUCCACAACCACUUCAUGCUUAUUUUUUUGUAUAGUUUCAUUUGCUUGCACUAGAUAAGCUUUAUAAUAUAGUCCUUAAUAUGUUGACUUUUGGACAAUUAUGCGAUUUGUAAAUAUAAUUCUUAUGUUAAAUUAUUAAAUUGCUG
This is a messenger RNA of Gastrolobium bilobum, 1303 nucleotides long. RefSeq names its product zinc finger protein CONSTANS-LIKE 2-like. Lineage: Eukaryota; Viridiplantae; Streptophyta; Magnoliopsida; Fabales; Fabaceae. The record is from RefSeq and is a predicted model, not a curated record. Gene Ontology annotation, cellular component: nucleus. Gene Ontology annotation, molecular function: protein binding; zinc ion binding. The transcript is spliced from 2 exons. Gene Ontology annotation, biological process: regulation of flower development. The coding region runs from base 24 to 1097 and encodes 357 amino acids.